GUUGCCGACGAAAUCGAGCAAGAAGUGACAAGUUUGGACUGGUUGGGGACGCGUACGUUCGGCAAGUUUUUCGCAAAAAUAGUGAAGUUGAUGCAAUUUGCGCCGUGAUUGAUCGCCCGGAAUCGACGCCGAAAGUGGGGCGCCAUCGGAAGCGAACGGAGUUGGGUGGAAUCUGGAGCCGGAAGGGGUUGAAUUUGGCGACGGAAAAAGUUGCUUCCCGGGGGCCGCCAAAAUCGAAGUAGGCUUGGGUAGCGGCGGCGACGGUGGCGGAGCCUGCUGCGAGAGCGCGGGAACUUUCGAUUGAGCUGUCGCGGCGAAUCGUUUUCUGGUGGGAGCGAGUAAAAAGACAAACAUAAACAAUAAAAAUAAUAAAGAGCGAACUGUCGCAAAGGAGGGCUGUGCGUGUGUUAGCAAAAGUCAGUCGGGAUUUUGACGGAACGUGGAGAAAAACAUAAACAGUUGUCAUAAAGUGGCUGAAAAAUAGGCGCUUUUUUCCAGGAGGGAAUCGAAAAUCAAGGGACGCCGUCAAAUUUAGUGGAAUUUAAUUUGCAUCCAGUGCAACUACUGCUCGAACUUCAACAAUGCCGCGCUUGAAGAAGAAGGAGGUGGCCACUCCACCUGCCGCCGCUCCGGAACCGGCAGCCCUCAGCCUAACGGCCGGUCGCUCCCGGCGCACCAUCAAACCGAACCGCAAGUAUCUGAACGACAGCAUCGUAUCGAUGCCCCCCUCGAAGACUUCGUCCCGCUCGAGCAGCCCGGACGACAGCGAUCUCAGCGAGGACGAGUACCGGAAGAAUGCCCGCGACGAGGAAGAGGAGGAGGACGAUGAUGACGAUGAGGAGGUCGUGCCGGUAAAGUCGACGGCCGCCGGGAGGAAGAGUGUGGCGGCCGCUGCGGCGGCGAAGAAGACGUCGCUAUCGCCGGGGUCGAGACCGCGCGGCAGGCCGCCCAAGUCGGGCAAGGCGGCGGUCAAGACGGAACCGGUCAAGAAUCUGCGCAAGGAGGUGAUGAAGAAGAUGGACCUGACGACGCUGAGCGUGGGCAAGGCGCGCGUGCUGCUGACCCCGCUGAAGCAGGACCCCAAGCGGAAGCUGAACCUGGACGAAACGGUGGAGAAGGAAAAACCAACCCCGAAAACUCGUGAGGCGGAAAAGGUGGAAAAACCGCGGGAGGUCGUCAAGCAGAAGGUCGUGGUGAAGCAACGCGAGCCGGAGAAGGUUCCGCCGGCGGCGGUUGCCCGCGAGCGGGCCAAGUCGGAGGCUCGCGUUGUGCGCAAGAAGGCGGAGCCACCGCCGCAGGCGCAGGCUAGCAAGAAGGAAGACGCGGACGCCCUGAAGAAGGUCAUCAAUCCGGUCGCGGUGAAGAAGCAGCUGGUGGAGAAGUCGAUUCUGGACAAGCGCGCCAAGAAGGUCGAGGAAGAGGAGGGGGAGGAGGACGAUGAUGAUGACGACGAUGACGUUCAGAUUGUGGGAAUAAGCCGCGAGACGAAUCCGGUGUUGGGACGGAAAACGGCCCGCAAGAGUCCGCUGGUGGCGAAGCAGAUUUCGCCGCUGCCGAAGAAGGUUCCGGGUAAGGCAACGCCGCCUGUUGCGGCUGGGUUGAAGCGCAAGGCGGAAGUAGAAGCGAAGCCGCAGCCGGGUCGUCCGGUGAAGAACGCAAAGCUAUCGAUUACGGUCGAUUCCGAUGAUAGCGAGAGUAGUGGCGUUGAGGAGGUUGAGGAUGAGGAACCGGCGCGUCGGACGACGCGGUCCAGCUUGCCGUCGGACAAGGGUUCGGCGGCGUCAACGCCGCAGAACAGUUCCGCCGGGAAGGUCGCCCCGGCUAAAGAGUCGCCAGCUUCGGCGCGCGGUAGAAAGGAGCCGGACUCGGUGAAGUCUUCCCUGACGAAAUCGAUCAGCAUGCCAGCGUUGGACAAGUCCAAGCAGGGAUUGCCGGGCAAGUCGGUGCAGACGCCGGCCGCCAAGGUACUGUCCAAGCCGAUGGCGGCGUCCACUCCGAAGCCUUCGGCCGCGGCACUUCCUUCGAAGAGCAAAUCCGAGCUGAAUCUCGUUGAUCCGAUUCUUUCGACCGGGAAGGCACCGACGUCGGCGGAUCGUGCCAAGGCCAAGAGUGCCACCAUUCGGAUCGUGGACAUUGGCGACAUCAUGAAGAAGCGAGCGGCCAGCACGCCGGACGUCCGGAAAGAUGCGUACGAAAGCAGCAGCAGCAGCAGCAGCGAUUCCGACGAUGGCGAACCAUCCAAGCCAAAGACCAACACCGAACUGGUGGCGUCGAUUCUCGAGCGCAAACAGGCCGUCAACGUGGACCACCUCCGGACGAAUCGACCCUCGAAGCGUGGCCGACCAGCCAACAAAGCCUCCCCCAAAGGUCGUCAAUCUACGGCCGCCGCCGCCACCCCCACCGAAGAAGAUGACGAGAUCGACUUUGAGGACAUGCUGCAAACGAACAUCGUCACCGCGAACAAGGUCCAGAAGGUGAUGCAACCGGCCGCCGGAGCGCGCCAGCGAAGGUCCGACGAGAACACCAACAAGCGACCCGGCAACAACAACAACAACCUGUACAAAUCCAACAACAACGGCCGCUUCGGCUCCUCGAGCUCGCUGAACCGGUCCGGGUCGGCCUCGCCCCACAAAAACCCACCCCGCAUCCUCAACUCCACCAUGAAGAUGGGCGACAGCCGGCCCUUCGCCAAGCUGGUCUCCAACAGCGGCAACAAGCACUACUCGAUCGACCUGACCGACCCGGACAACAACGUUAAGCUGGUGGCCUCGCCGGAUUCGCCGCCACCACCACCAACGACGACGACGCCGCAGCCGAUCAAACGGGGUCCCCCGGUCAAGACCAUUACGCGACCUGCUACGGCCGCCGGUGGCCUGCGGAACGCCGGCAACGCGCUGAACAAGCCGAUUGGAGGAGCGGUGCAGCGGUCCGUUUCUUCGUUGACGGCGGGAUCGACAACGGGUAGUCCCAAAAUGAAGAAGAUCACCUGCUACGAGACCUGGUACGUCAUCAACAUCCCCAACAGCGAAAACAAACCGGAGAAGCCCUCGUUCGCCAUGUCCAUGAUCGGCCUCGGCAACGAGGCGGACAAGAUCCAGCUGCCCUCCGGCGAGUGGUCCCACAAAAUAAUCCUCACGAAGCGGAAAACGGCCCCCGCCGACGGCGACGAGGUGUUCAACGGGGACGUCGAGGACCGUGCCAUCAGCGAGGAGGAAAAGCGCAACUACGAACCGUGCAACAUCAUGUUCCGGCGGCGGACGGCCGUGCCCGGCAAGUUCAACCUGCAGUACGACCGCGCCGUCAUCUUCAAGAACGACACCUUCUUCAUCAACGUCGACGGCAAGAACUGCCAGCUGGUGGGGGCGCCCACCAAGCUCGACGACGCCGCCGACAUCGAGACGCUCCUCUCGGUGGUGGACUAUGUGAAUCUGAAAAACACCUGCGUCGAACUGUCGGCGGCCUAGACCGACGACCUCUUCAGUGUACAUAGCUUUUAUCAAGGCGGAUGACGACGAACGAAACAAACACAAACACACAUUUACACACACAUACACACAAAUUAUAGCCGUACAAGGAUAAACCGAGAGAUGAUUUAUCGUGACUAUUUUCGCGGACGGGUUUCAGUUUGCUUGCAAUUUAAGAAAAAGCAAAAACCCGCUGCAGGCGCUCCCAAUUGCAGAAGAGAGGUAAAUAUCGUUGACUUUUGUAUUGUGGGUAAGACCUUUUUAUUUUCAAAGUGAGACAUGCGUUCAGCCUUGAUUUUAACAGAUUGUAUUUUGAAACAAAAUAUAACUGCUCUUUUGAGAGCACGCACUCCGUUGGGGGAAUUGAACGCCCCCACCAGAUCAGUACUCGUUAUUUAUUAGCAUGUCGCGUACAGAUUAUGUUAAGAACGUCUCUCACAUCUUUUCUAUAACGAAUUAAGGUGAACCUAGGUGUAAGUAGUGCAUUUGCAAUACAAAAUAGUGGCAAAAUACAGAGAGAACUUUUUUUGUAAUGUUGUGUCUUUUCCAUGCUUUAGAAAAGCAACCUCAACGAAACGUGUCUGCGGGAAACGCUGCAAUGUGGGUCUGGCCAACAUCUGCUUUAGACGCACUGGGUUUCGUCGUUUGUUUACAAUGCGUACGCACGAGCUUCCUUCCUUACGUGCUCCGAAAUCUGUUUUUUCCCCAAUUUCACCCACUCUAUCCGAACCACGUGGUUAGAAACACUGAAAACCCUUAUUCGAAUAAAAAAGUUGAUUAGAAGCAACUUCAAGGAAUUUCCUCAACGUACAAUAUUAAAACGUCGGUCUGACCAUCCUUGUUUGGCUAGCAUCUCGACACGUUGCUUCGUUUCUUUUACUCUUCUACUUUUGUUUACAAUGCGUACACACAGAUCUUCCUUCUUCUUGUGCAGUGAAAGUAUCUUCAAUAAUCCUUUUCAUCGAAUAACAUUCUAAAAAUCUUAAUUUUCGCUAAUUUUAAACUCUGAAAUGUCUCCAACUCGCUAAGAAUAUCUUGACCACUCGAUUUGACGUUUGUUGAAUACACGCUUUCGCAGUUUACUUCAAAAUCAGGCUAAAAUCUGAAAAAGUGUACGGUUAGUAGUUUUGAGUAGCCAGAGCUCAAAAUUGGGUAAAUUUUGAGAUUCAAAUGAAUCGAACAAGUUUUUGUAGAGUUAGCCAAGUCCUGGAAUAUUUUUUCGACCGUAUGUAACAGUUUUUAAGUAAUUGUUUUAAGUGAAAUUAAUUGAUUUUAGAUUUUUGAAGUUUUGAGCUAUUUUUUAAAGGAACAGCAUCUAAUAAGGCUUUCUACGCCCAGUGAAAAAAUAUAAUCUAUCCCAAAAAUGACGAACUUCUCGUCACAGUGUCCUGAUGCAAACAAAGAUCGAGUUCGAGUUGUUACAGCCCUGCGAAGUAUGUUGGCCGACAUAUCGAGCGGUCAGUCAAAAAAAAACCAGCUUGAAAUCGCCUGACAAAAAAACUUUUGCUAGAAAGAGAUAGGAAAUCUGAUGCAAACAAACGUCCAGCUGUCGUGUAAACAUACUUUGAAUGUGUUGGUAAAUUUCUGACUAGAAAGCAUUAUUCCAGCGUGCCUCUAAUGUUGCCAUAACAGCACUAUGACAUUCAAUUAGGGGGAGGGGGGGCAGAAUGGCCCGCCUAAGUAAAAUGCGCCAAAAACCAUAGAAAAACAUGAAAACUUAUGAAUUCAGUGUAGUAGGCUUAUGCUUUGGGAUGUUCCCUUCAAUGUUAUAUACUUGGUUGAUGAAAUUUUUUAGCUUAAAACUGUUUUUGAGCCACUUUAAAAAAAAAGUUUUUUCGACUUUUUUUCCAGGGUGCGGGGCAGAAUGGGCCACCCUGUGGGGCAGAAUGGGCCACCUUAGAAAACAAGCCAUUUUGUCUAAUACAACGUUGAAGGGAGAUAAGAAAUGACUUAAGGUACCUUUCUAACAUAGUUUCCAUGAAGUUAGACCACUUUAAUAAAAAUAGUCACUUAUCAAAACAAAAUUUUUGAAAAUAGUGUUAAUAUGUUGAAAAAGGACACUAUUUUUACAAAUAAUCAUCAAAACAACUAAAAAAUCAACUAAUUUUGCAUUAAACGAGAUUUGUGAAGCUACCUGGAGUGAAAUAAUCCAUUUAAUCCAAAUUUCAUAACUUUUGAUUGUUUUUAUAAGGCAGGAUAAGGGUGGUCCAUUCUGCCCCCAAGUGGAUUUUAAUUUAACACUUCCACCACCAAGUCUCUAAAUGAUUUUAAGGUUCCGUUGUUGUUUGUAUACCUUGGUAGUAACAUCUAGUAACGUUAUAAGCAUUGAGCAAACUUUUUCAAACAAUCCAACUUUUCAGAAAGCUUAUUUAAAAACCUCGAAAUAAACAACAUUUGCGUAGUUUUGUCAAUAAAUUUACAUUUUUGCUCAUAAUUCGAAAAAUACAA
Culex pipiens pallens (northern house mosquito) is the source of this 5912-nucleotide messenger RNA. Its product is annotated as nucleolar protein dao-5-like. The transcript is spliced from 4 exons. Lineage: Eukaryota; Metazoa; Arthropoda; Insecta; Diptera; Culicidae. The coding region runs from base 582 to 3464 and encodes 960 amino acids. The record is from RefSeq and is a predicted model, not a curated record.